GUUAUGUAUAUCUUUUGGAUAGCUUCACUGCUUAUUUCUCUUGCUGUAGCCCAGGAAGAGCUUCAACUCGACGAUCCAUAUUGCUUUAAAUUUACUUGGCUCGGAUCAGAAUUAAAUGCCCGUAGUGAGAAUACUACUUGUGAUGACAUCACCAAGGGUGCCAAUGUUCCAUGUGUUUUUCCGCUAAAUACGACUGAAAAUGGUCAGUUACCGAACACUACGUAUAUGUGGAAUGAUCCGGCCAAAUUUGACUUUGCUUGUCCGAUGAUACAGGGGAACAUUUGUGUGAAAUACUCGUACUAUUACAAUCACGCCCUGGAAAAUAUUACGUACAUGUGCUCCAAGGUCACCAUAGAAAACGAAGGAGCAGUAAAAUCAGGCUGCUAUUCAGAAUACCAGGAUGGACGGGAGAUUGAAGUUUGUGUUUGUACAUCUAAUCCGGGCGAUGAACCUUGCAACACGGGAAGUAUUGUAAAUCAGUUUCGAUUUAUCUUAGUGUUUGUUGUGCUGUUCAAUGCGUUUUUGUUCAGUAUUUUAUGAAUCAACAUUUCGCCGUUGAUUUUAAUGUGAUUGUUAGCGUUUAAUGUUUCUUUUUCUCUUUGCAAAAAUAAUUAUUGUUUUCAUAAUGCUCAGACUGUUCUUACCUUACAAUGAUCGUAUGUAUUACAUAUACUCUACAAUAAAAAAAAGUU
Messenger RNA from Bradysia coprophila, 692 nucleotides. RefSeq lists its product as uncharacterized. The record is from RefSeq and is a predicted model, not a curated record. NCBI's taxonomy places the organism in Eukaryota, Metazoa, Arthropoda, Insecta, Diptera, Sciaridae.